UUUUAGAUAAAAAGUUUCAUUUCGAUUUGGAUUUCCGAAAAACGUGAAGUAUUUUCGAAUGUCUUUGUUCAAAAAACCAACCAAGAAGAAACAACGUCAUUUGCGUGAACGUAUAUUCGAUGACGACGAAAUUACAGCGGAAGAAGAAGCCGAAAUUGCGUGUAAAUUAGAAGGCAUAAAAGAACUGCAAGAAAGUCGUGUAUGCAAAAAUGGAUUGAAUGCUGUAGAAUGCGCUCUAGGUAAAGAGCUUGCAGCGGAAUUCAUAGCAAUGGAUGACGAUCCAUUUCGACAGCGUGGUGGAGGCAUGCUUCGAUUGUCUGAAGGACGCCAAGCUCAAAUGCAUGCAGCAGAUAUCGAAGCUGGUAUACGAGAUCAGUUCAAGAAAGAAAGUUUUCUGAGAGAUGAACAUGAAGAGAUGAAGAAGUACGUGCAAGCGGAAUUACGCAAACGAAAAGCAGUACAAGACUUGGAAGAUGGUGAUGCUACAACGUCCAAAGUACCAAGUAUGGAAGAUAGCCUUAUGUGGAAAGCAGCGGAAAAAGUUCGUCUUUUCCGAAGUGAACGUAAUGAUGAACUAUUAUCAAACCAAAUGCUUGCUGGUAUUCCAGAAGUGGAUUUAGGCAUUAAUGCAAGAAUGAGUAAUAUUAUCGAGACAGAAAAGAAAAAGGGUGAGAUGCUGAAAGAAGUGGUUGAAAAAGGCGAAAUCUUGCUCAAGAUAGUUUGUUUAGUCAAGAUCGGGCAAAAGAUUUGGCGAAAGAUUACGUACAGCAUUCUAUUUUUUAUAUGGAAUCAACCACACGUCUUGGCCAAGAAGAUUGGCGCAAAAAGUUGGAACGGCCUGAUACUGAGGCUCAAGUGACACUGACAGACGCAGAUAGUUUAAGAGGUGAUGCGUCAAUACAUCGUUUGUGAUGAACUUAAUAAAAUGUAAAUGAAAUGCAAACUCAUCAAAUAAAUUUUUG
Loa loa (African eye worm) is the source of this 962-nucleotide messenger RNA. RefSeq lists its product as hypothetical. The record is from RefSeq and is a predicted model, not a curated record. The transcript is spliced from 8 exons. The coding region runs from base 59 to 859 and encodes 266 amino acids. Gene Ontology annotation, biological process: mRNA splicing, via spliceosome. Lineage: Eukaryota; Metazoa; Nematoda; Chromadorea; Rhabditida; Onchocercidae. Gene Ontology annotation, cellular component: spliceosomal complex.